Molecule: messenger RNA, 162 nt
Organism: Colletotrichum lupini
Lineage: Eukaryota; Fungi; Ascomycota; Sordariomycetes; Glomerellales; Glomerellaceae
Exons: 2
Coding region: 1-162 (53 amino acids)
Source: RefSeq, a predicted model, not a curated record
AUGAGUGGACCCGCUAAAAUUUUGGGAGAAGGUCCCUUCCGGGCUUGGAGCCGACAGGAGGUCACCACCUACCGGACCGUAGGCAAAGCCCGGGCCAGUCACUAUGAGUCACCAUCAAUCGUUCCUGCGGCUCGGCUCUGCCGCCAGCUAAGACAAAUCUGA